UUCUACGUACUCCAAUGCCCCAGCUUCCAUUCCCUGGAAUCAUGCUCGUCGAAUUCGUCAAACUCUUCAACUAUUGGAUAAUUACAAUUUGUGCCAUUGAUGCCUGCCAACUAUAGUUAUCCACAUGCAUACAGUCACCUCUGUGAUUGCACUGAAUGUGUCGCAGAACGCUCUAGGAUUGCUCUUGUUCACAGUACUAGUGGGCAGGGUAAUAGGAACCAUACCGAUACUUCAGUGAGAGACAAUCACGCUGGUCGUGAUAUUGUCCAGCCAGAACUUCCUACAGUCAAACAACGAUCCCAGAAUCGCGAUUCGAAGAACGUGAUGCCAGUGCAGAGGAGGAGCACUAUCUUGGUCAACCCCGACGCCACUUUCUUUGCUUAUUUCAAGCAACCUUCAUCUUCGUCCAAGACGAACAACAAAAUGGGUGUGCAACCGAACGACUCAACAUCAAUCCAUUCAAGUCAAGAUCCCCCCCUCGGACUCGGACUCAAUUUAUAUCCUCAAGCUAGUGCUAACGCGAUACCAAGACCAAGCCAACUACCUCGCAUCCAAGUCGAUACCACAUACAUUACACAACCUCCACGUCUCGAGAAAAUAGGCGACAAAAAGUUUGACCAACCUACCCAGCAGGCUGAUACGUUAGCUCGAACAGACAUUGAACCUGUAGCACCACGUCUUGGUACGGUCGCUCUUCCGUCAGCUUUGGGUACAUCACCACAAGACCUCUCGCCGAUUUCGUUUGGAGAGUCGUCUUGGAGGUAUGCUUUGUGAUGGGUACUGGGUAGGGGGGCUUGUGAAUGACGUUUGGGGAGGGGGGAACAAAACAAAAGGGCGUUGGGGGUGGGGGUUGAGGAGAGGAGAGGAGGGGAUGGAUGAACUGAAUGAAGGAUCAUACCAAGG
Molecule: messenger RNA, 903 nt
Organism: Somion occarium
Lineage: Eukaryota; Fungi; Basidiomycota; Agaricomycetes; Polyporales; Cerrenaceae
Source: the annotation of a GenBank genome assembly